AUGCAUUGCGAAGCGAUCGUGUUCGAAAUCUCGCUAAGGCUAUGGGCUGAUCAACAGCCCUCCCAUCUGGGUAUUACGGACACAUUCUUCCACUUAGAGGGCAGACCCGUAUCACCCAUAUCGACAGUCCGAAGACGAAUCCUACGUUGUUCUAGUACGGAAGCGUUUAAAUCUGUAGAUUAUACGAAUGCACGUGAACCGUUUUGGUGUUUUGCGCUUUCGAGGACAAAUCGACCAAACGAUGCCGCCAUGCUGGGCCUCUGUGGAACAGAUCAUGUCGCCGUCGAACCUACCCAUUUUGUGUUUCCACGUAUCAUCACCGUUAUUCGUAAUGGUGUGAAGCCACGAAGAGUUGUUCGUCAUCUGCUGAACAAGAAAACAGCCAGGUAUUUUAUUCUUUAUUUCUUUUUUUAA
Molecule: messenger RNA, 414 nt
Organism: Cooperia oncophora
Lineage: Eukaryota; Metazoa; Nematoda; Chromadorea; Rhabditida; Trichostrongylidae
Source: the annotation of a GenBank genome assembly